This is a messenger RNA of Symbiodinium natans, 1647 nucleotides long. Lineage: Eukaryota; Dinophyceae; Suessiales; Symbiodiniaceae. The record is from the annotation of a GenBank genome assembly.
AUGGAUAUUCUGUCUGAUUCUGUGCCUUUGUCGUUGCGACAACGUCCCAGCCCUCAAGGCGUCCCACGCGGUGAGGUGGAUGCGGCGACACACGUGCCAGCAGGAGUGGCGCCAGUGGUGCCAGCAGCGGAAGCCAGGACCAAUGACACACUGCCAGAAGGCCUCGUUGAUGAGGGCCUGGCCGAGGUUUUCGCAGGGAUGGAUGAAAAAGAGCGGGAAGCUUUUGCAACAAUCGUCAAAGAACAAGACGAGCUUGCGCAGCAAAAGGCGGCAUCAGAAAGGGCAUUGCAACGACAGGAGUUGUCUCUGAAAGAGAGAGAAGAAGCUUUCGAGGACGAGCUCAAGGGCUUACGGCAGGAAGCCAGCAAAGCCGAAAGCAGGCUCAGAAAGAAAGCCGAGGAAGACAUUCAACGUAAAGAGGAAGCUCAUCAGGCAGCUCUGAUCGCCGAAAGAGAGAAGCUGGCAAGCGACCGGUACAAGCUGCGGACGCGGUUCAUGGGCGAGCAGCUGGUGCUCGAAGCGCGGAAGCUCAAAGAUGAGUUGCUCCGGCACAAGCGCACGAGGCCACUGCGUGCGGAGGCGGUCAAGGUUCUUUGGCGGACGCAGGAUGACGUGCGCCGUGUGCUGAGUGGCAAGCAGCUGUUGCAGCGCAGAUCCACUGGGGCUAUGCUGCAGUCCGAAACUCUAUGCGCCUUUGCAAUAGGCAGUGUUCGCGAGUGGCUGUUUCGAUCUCGGGAAUGGAUGGAAGCCAGUUCAUUUGCACCGAGUGGCAAGAGUAUUGAGACAGCAUCAAGUCUUGCUCAACGAUCUGAGCCACAAUUGAAGGCUGAGUUGGCGGCAGCCAUGGACACGAUUGCAUCCUUCAAAGCUCGAGCGAAGGAUCUUUCAAAUCGGAUGCAUCCAGAAGGCGACUUGUCCUCUGUCAGGUCGGAGCCCAGGUCUCUCAAGGUGGCCGAGGGGCUGAAUAUCGAAAACGAACAAGCCCAGGGUGUCCGGCGAGCUGUGGCAGCGCGCCUGCAGGAUGCGGAGGCGAAGCUCGACCAAUUGGCGGAGGAGGACAUCGGCGUCGACUUUCUUAUGCGUUGGUCAGAGCAGAUCAGCGCGGUUGGCCUCAAGGGCAUGCAGACACAGCGGCAAUCGAAGGAGCUGUCGGAGCGGAUUGAGGCCGCUCUCAAGACCGAGGCCACAAAAUAUCGAACUGUCGCACAGGCUGCAUAUGCUGAGAUCGCAGUUACUUGCUGGAACAUUGGGGGCAUUGUGAACCAGCUGUCGGCUGCAAACACAUUCGUCGGAGAUACCAAGGCCGAUAGGGAGGCGGACGAGUCCCUGAAGCGAGCCCAAGAAGCACGCAAGCGAGAAGAAGCACGUGAGGCAAAGCGCAAGCAAGAGCUGGAUGAAAAGAUCCGAAGAGAGCAGGAGAAGGCCAUGCGGGAGAAGGAAAAGCUUGUUCCGCUGAAGCUCCGAAUGACUGGACUCAGGCCUUCCAAACCUCGCUUGAACCGCAUGGUGUCACGGCAUGAGAUGUUGUGUGAUGUGGUCUCGUUGUUUGGCUGUGCUGCCGUGAAAUUUGGGCACCUGGCAGAGCAGAAGGUGGCAAAAGCAUUGGACCUCAAGGGCUCGCAGGUCCGCGUGACAGGCAUCCGCUGA